AGAGAGUGGAGGGCGAGGCAGCGAGACGUGGGUACUGCGCAUGUUCUGAGCGUGACGUUGGUAUUUGAAGUUAGUGGCGAAGCGUAAAGGCGGUAACCGGUUUCUUGAAACCUUCCUCUAGACCAAGGCCUGGGAACCCACGUUUUGAGCCCACUAAGAGGUGUCAUGCUGAGUUCUCUACUUUAAGCCGCAGAAUCUUGGCUUCGGCGUUUGGGGCAAAUUCAGUUCUCGUUCUCGAGCCGGUUAUUCUUGAAUUCUCGCGAGAUCGGCGGGUUGCCCCGAGAGCAGCCCGAGAGCCGGUAUCUCCUAGGAGCCGGGUCAGGCCGCCGCCGCCGCUUCAGAGAGUUGGAGUCGCGGCCUCCCCCGGGGGCCCGCUUAACGGCGGCGAACGCCGCCUGGGAUCCCGGCAGAGAUGGAUGAGGAUCUGGUGUUGGCACUACGGCUUCAGGAGGAGUGGAACUUGCAGGCGUCGGAGCGCGACCGGGCCCAGGCGCCCCUGUCGCUGGUGGACGCGUCCUGGGAGUUGGUGGACCCAACCCCGGAUUUGCAGGCCCUGUUUGUGCAGUUCAACGAUCGGUUCUUCUGGGGCCAGCUGGAGGCUGUCGAGGUGAAGUGGAGCAUGCGAAUGACCCUGUGUGCUGGGAUAUGCAGCUAUGAAGGGAGGGGCGGAAUGUGUUCCAUCCGGCUCAGUGAACCUCUUUUAAAGUUGAGACCGAGAAAGGAUCUUGUAGAGACCCUCUUGCACGAAAUGAUCCACGCCUAUCUAUUUGUCACUAAUAACGAUAAAGACCGGGAAGGGCACGGCCCAGAGUUCUGCAAACAUAUGCAUCGCAUCAAUCGCCUGACCGGAGCCAACAUAACGGUGUACCAUACGUUCCACGAUGAGGUGGAUGAGUACCGGCGACACUGGUGGCGCUGUGACGGGCCGUGUCGGCAUAAGAAGCCCUACUAUGGCUACGUCAAACGCGCCACCAACAGGGCGCCGUCCGCUCACGACUACUGGUGGGCAGAGCACCAGCAGAAGUGUGGUGGCACCUACGUGAAGAUCAAGGAGCCAGAGAACUACGCCCGGAAAGGCAAGGGGAAGACAAAACUAGGAAGGCAGCCGGCGGCCGAAAAGAAAGAUCAGCCCAACAGAGGUGAGACCCAGCUGUUGAUCCCUUUCAGUGGGAAAGGAUACGUCCUGGGAGACGCGAGCAAUUCGCCUUCGUCCGGGAGAUUUGUCACUUCACAUGCCGUCAAUAAAACCCAAGAUCUUUUAAGUCAAGACCGCUCAGCAACAGCUCUGAGACCUAAUUCUAAAAUGGAGGUGAACUCUGAACAGAAUGGUCCAAGCAAAAAAACCUCUCUCGUCGCCCCUGUUCUUGCUGCCAGUCGCCAAAAUGUCGUAAGCAGCUACUUUCCUAGAGUGUCAGCUGCCAACCAGAAGGCCUGCAGAAGUGUGAGUGGAUCUCCACCAAAAAGCGGGGCAGGCGGCGACCUCCCUAAAAACUCUGUCUCUUCCACGUCUCACAGAAGGGUCCCCUCCUCUAAGAUAGCCCCGAGAAAUUCUUUAAAAGCCCCGGAAUCGACACCUGUGACCGCGGCCCCGGACGGGAGCGGGCCCGAAGAGAGAUUGCCAAGUAAACGAGCCAGGCUAGAAGACCAGUCUGUUUCUGACGAGCUUUUUAUCAAGAAAGAGCAAGUGCAACGUGGUGGAAGUGAUCCCGAGCGGAGUUCACGUCCUCCAGCCGCGGCUCAGAGCUCCAGCCCUUCAGCCAGUCAGAGCAGAGCGGUCAGUUGUCCUGUUUGUUGGAACGAAGUCCUAGAGUCGCAAAUUAACGAGCACUUGGACCGGUGCCUUGAAGGCGCUAGCGUCGAUGGCAAAAGUUGAAAAGGUCUUCGGAAAACAGACGGGUGUCUCACGCCACCUGUAUUACCUCACUAGUCUAGUGUCAGGUCCUCAGGAAGUUCUGGUACAUAUUCCGAUUUGUCGGUUAGAAUCUAGUUCUAUUUUAUAUAUACACAUGAGAUUAUAAUGAAAAAUAUUUUAUGUUUAAAGGCACUACCGUUCACUCCUGCCUUGUGUAUACCGUAGCCCAGAGUUUACUCUGCAUGUAUACACGUAGAAUUUUUAGAUAUUCGUGUUCUUGCGGUUAAUCUUUUUAUUUGUACACCUUCCUCAGCAUACUCCGUGAGGAAUCCUGUCCGGUGUUUGGUUACACUGAGCAUUUCUUCAGUUACACUAAAACUCAGUCCGAGAACUGAUGUUAAUUUCAUGAUGUCAGACAUACUGACCAAAAAACACAAUCUGGGGUACACAGCGUAUUAGUUGUUUCAGGGUACUCAGAGGCUUGUUUUGUUUGUUGUUUUUUUGCAGUCUUCACAGGAAGUAAAUUUUCUCUGUUUUAAAGAAUUUUAGUUCUGUCAUCACUGAAAGGUGGCAGCAGAUUUUAGGUUCAAGUACAUAAGGAGUACAGUAAAAUAAACCUCUUUUAGAAUGUUGCCAGUAACAAAUAGCUACUGCAGUUUCGUAGGCCAGGGUUGAGCGGUUUUCUCAACGCGUUGCCGAGUGAGUGGAUCUGGCGCUACCCACCUGGAACGUACAACGUCACAGAGCUGCCUCGGUGGUGUUCACGGUAGCGCGUUCUCUGGAAACAGUAUUAUGAGCCGUAAGCCAAAGUUGUAAUCGUUCUAAUAAAAAGGAAUACCAUUUGUGCA
This is a messenger RNA of Neofelis nebulosa (Clouded leopard), 2700 nucleotides long. RefSeq names its product SprT-like N-terminal domain (gene SPRTN). Gene Ontology annotation, biological process: DNA repair. Gene Ontology annotation, cellular component: nucleus. NCBI's taxonomy places the organism in Eukaryota, Metazoa, Chordata, Mammalia, Carnivora, Felidae. Gene Ontology annotation, molecular function: single-stranded DNA binding; polyubiquitin modification-dependent protein binding; metalloendopeptidase activity. The transcript has 5 exons. The record is from RefSeq and is a predicted model, not a curated record. Bases 413 to 1873 code for a protein of 486 amino acids.